Messenger RNA from Carassius gibelio (silver crucian carp), 2614 nucleotides. RefSeq names its product myotubularin-related protein 9-like. The transcript has 11 exons. The record is from RefSeq and is a predicted model, not a curated record. Bases 241 to 1851 code for a protein of 536 amino acids. Lineage: Eukaryota; Metazoa; Chordata; Actinopteri; Cypriniformes; Cyprinidae. Gene Ontology annotation, biological process: negative regulation of autophagy.
AAGCCAACAAAAUGCUUAUGAGUCGCGCGAGCAGCCACACCUCCCCGUCGCUCGCGCACAGUCGCUCAGUGGCAUUUUACAUUUGCCAGCUACCGGUGAGUUUUAUAACAGCCUAAAUUAACGGUAAGGGGUGGGACUCGGUUUUGUAGAGGAUUAGCGGAAGACAGAGACCCGUGUGGCUCGCCCACCAGCUCUCUAAACUCGUGAGAAGUAGCAGAUGGUGGCGGUUGUCGUUGUGAAAUGGAGUUGUCGGAGCACAUCAAGACCGCUAAUGUUGAAGAUGUUACCCUGAGAAGACCUUUCCAUCCAGCACUCAGAGGAACCCUGUGCGUUACCAGCCAUCACCUUCUGUUCUCAAACAGAAAGGAUGAAGCUUCCUGGCAACUUCUCAUUCUCCUCAAGAACAUCGAUGCCAUUGAGAAAAGUGUCGAGAAUCUUUUCGGAUACCCCAGGGCUGUGGGAUCCUCUGGUACUAUCACCAUUAAAUGUAAGGACCUGCUGGUUCUUCAGUUGGAAAUUCCUGGAAUGGAGGAAUGUCUGAACAUUGCCAGUUCUAUAGAGGCUCUUUCGUCUCUGGAAAGUGUGACAGAGAUGUAUCCCUUCUUCUACAGACCGUCACACCUUACUCUGCUCGGCCCAUGGGGCCUGUCCACGACAGAGCAAUAUUACAAACAAACAGAAAGGCUGUGGGACAGGUGGAGAGUCAGUAAAGUAAACUCAGAUUACUCUGUAUGCCCAUCGUAUCCAUCUGCGGUCAUUGUGCCUCGUGAGGUGGAUGAUGACAAGCUGAUCCGCUCAGCCAGGUUCAGACAAGGCGGCAGAUUCCCUGUGCUCUCCUAUUGUCACCAUAGCAAUGGAAUGGUGAUUAUGCGGAGCAGCCAGCCUUUGACAGGAGCCAAUAAGAAGAGAUGUAAGGAGGAUGAGCUCCUUCUCCAGGCUGUGAUUGAUGGGUCAGAGUUGGGUUACAUUAUCGAUCUGCGUUCUGCCCAGCAAGCCCAGCAGGCCCGGAUGACAGGGGGAGGUUUUGAGUCUAAAUCCUGUUAUAGACACUGGAAAAGAAUCCAUAGACACCAUGAAAGGGGUAAGGUUGUGCAGGAGAGUCUUAUUAAGCUGGUGGAGGCGUGCAGUGACCUCUCGCAUAGUGUGGACCGCUGGCUCAGUAAAUUAGAGAACUCCAAAUGGCUUUCUCAUGUUCACAGUGCACUGUCCACUGCAGGCCUGGUGGUAGAGUGUGUGGAGAGGGAUGGUCACUCUGUGCUUGUGCAUGGCUCUGAAGGGACAGACAACACGCUCCUGGUGAGCUCAUUGGCUCAGAUUAUCCUAGACCCUGCCUCUAGAACUGUCACUGGCUUCCUCUGUCUGCUAGAGAGGGAAUGGAUACAGGCUGGACACCCAUUCCAGCAGCGAUGUGCUCAUUCGGCAUACUCUCAUGCCCGUCUGAAGCAGGAGUGCCCAUCCUUCCUGCUGCUGCUUGACUGUGUGUGGCAGGUGUGGCGUCAGUUUCCUUUGGCACUGGAGUUUAGCGAGGCACUGCUGCUCCGACUGGCACAAGAAGUUUAUGCUUCUAACUAUGGAACCUUCCUGUGUAACAGCGAGCAGGAGAGAUGUGCCGCAAGAGUGAAGGAGAACACACACUGUUUGUUUCAGUCCAUGUUGAAGCCUGAUAUUGAAGAGCAGUACCUCAACCCACUGUAUGAACCCACUGAUUUGGCCAUUUGGCCCUCAGUACAUCCUCAGUCCUUACAGCUAUGGACAGGGAUGUUCCUCAGGUGGACUGAGUAUGCUCAGAACAUGGAGGAAGCUCGAGAAGAGGUGUGGAGCAUUGUGAAAGAGCACCGUGAGCGAGUUUGAACCUGACCGGCCCAAUAACACACUUGCUACACACUGUGACACCUUGACCCCGUUUGCGAACCUCAUGGAUGAGCUGACUAUCCUGUGACCUCAUGGUUGAAAAGAUGUUGUAGAGCCUGUUUCUACUAUGUGUUUCUUUACAAGAACUUAGUAAAUCAGAUAUACCGCCAUUUAAAGAGCUUUUAGAUUUAAUGUCAUUACGAUAGCUAUCAUUGAAUAAUAAUCGGACAAAAUGGGCAUUACGGCACUUCAAGCAAAAUGCUAAACAGUAAACGGUCCUAAAUAAGGGAAAAUGUGGGUUUGUUGUGUAGUGUUUGAGUAGUUUGUUGUUGACAAAUUGACUGUGGUUACAUGAGGCAGCAUCAGUCUUGAUGUUUUACUGAAAACAUUUUUUCACACUGUUACAGACAGCUGAAUGUUAAAUGAUAAAUGGAGUGAAUGUGAGAAGUUUGAGGACCUACCAGAAGGUGGUUUUAAACAUGCUUGAGAAGUUACAAACAGCAUUUGCAAUUGAAACAUGGUUUAUAAUUAAUUAUUGCAGCUCUCUGGAAUACUUGAUUCUGAUUGGUUAUGGUUAAUUGCCAGAUUUAGCGUUAAAGAGAUAGUUCUCCCAUAAAGGGAAAUUCUGGCAUGACAGAAUUUUUUUUUUUUUUUUAGGGGGUGAACUAAUAUUUUUUUUUUACUAAUAUCUUUGUUAAGUAGCCUAUAUGCUGGAUCAUGUACAGUGGUCACACUUAGGAAAUAAACCCCUGUAUUUUGUGUA